AUGAGGCAGAAGCACUACCUCGAGGCUGCGGCGCGCAAACUGCAGGCUCGCUGCCCGGGCCAGGCCCGCUAUCUCCUCUGGGCCUUCAGUUCGUCACAAGAUGCUAAAAGCACUUUUGAAGGAACAUGUCCAUACUGUUUCCAGUUGCUUAUUCUGGAUAAUUCUCGAGUACGCCUCAAACCCAAGUCCAAACUGACACCAAGAAUACAGAAACUUCUUAAUCGAGAAGCAAGAAAUUGUACACUCAGCUUUAAAGAAGCAAAAAUUGUGAAAAAGUACCAAGACUCCAAAAGUGUACUGUUGGUUACUUGUAAAACAUGCAACAAAACAGUUAAACAUCCUGGUAAGAGUAGAAGCUUCCUGUCAGCCCUGAGGAGCAGUCCUGCCACGCCUGCGAGGCAGCUCAGCCUGAAGACUCCCGAGAGAAGGUCCCUGGGCUCUGCAAACCUAAAGCUCAGGCUGUCCGGUUCCAAAGGCAAGAGCCCAACAUGGACUUUCAGAACACCUACAUCUGGACAGUCGACACCCACCUGCUCCUCAAAAACUGUAAACAGAACAAAGAAACACUUCUCUCAACUAAAAAUGUUACUUAGCCAGAGUGAAUCCAAAAAGAAUUCAAAGGUGGACUUCAGAAAUUUCUUAUCUUCUUUGUAA
This is a messenger RNA of Pipistrellus nathusii (Nathusius's pipistrelle), 654 nucleotides long. Lineage: Eukaryota; Metazoa; Chordata; Mammalia; Chiroptera; Vespertilionidae. The record is from the annotation of a GenBank genome assembly.